AUGAGCUUCGUUCCUCUCAACCCGCGGCCGAUGUUGCAGGGUCUCAUCAGCAAGGAGAUAAUCGUGCGACUGAAAUGGGGCCAGACGGAGUACCGAGGCACUCUGAUCAGCAUCGAUUCCUACAUGAACAUCCAGCUGAACAACACGGUCGAAUUCAUCGAUGGCAAAGAGACUGGGUCGCUGGGGCAGGUCUUGAUAAGGUGUAACAACGUCUUAUGGGUAUCGGGGGCGGGCGCGAAGGUUGCCGAUUCGGAAAUGACCGGUUGA
Eremomyces bilateralis CBS 781.70 is the source of this 267-nucleotide messenger RNA. Its product is annotated as small nuclear ribonucleo protein F. NCBI's taxonomy places the organism in Eukaryota, Fungi, Ascomycota, Dothideomycetes, Eremomycetales, Eremomycetaceae. The transcript has 3 exons. Gene Ontology annotation, biological process: mRNA splicing, via spliceosome; spliceosomal snRNP assembly. Bases 1 to 267 code for a protein of 88 amino acids. Gene Ontology annotation, molecular function: RNA binding. Gene Ontology annotation, cellular component: U1 snRNP; catalytic step 2 spliceosome. The record is from RefSeq and is a predicted model, not a curated record.